This is a messenger RNA of Eremothecium gossypii ATCC 10895, 1350 nucleotides long. It is a transcript of the gene OSH6, whose product is annotated as oxysterol-binding protein OSH6. Lineage: Eukaryota; Fungi; Ascomycota; Saccharomycetes; Saccharomycetales; Saccharomycetaceae. Gene Ontology annotation, cellular component: membrane; cytosol; intracellular membrane-bounded organelle. The record is from RefSeq and is marked provisional. The transcript has a single exon. The coding region runs from base 1 to 1350 and encodes 449 amino acids. Gene Ontology annotation, molecular function: sterol binding.
AUGGUUAUCUCGAAGGCGCUCAAGAACUUGGGGGGCUAUGCUGGGCUGACGGCUGGGCCGGAGGUAGAACGCGGGGUUUCUAGUGCGGCCAACGCGCAGGCGCCCGCAUCAUCGCAGGGCGGACAGGUGCUAGACACGGAUGAUAUAGAUGAGAACGACGAGUCUGGGCAGAAUAUUCUUAUGAGUAUCAUCUCGCAGCUGAAACCGGGGUCUGACCUAACGCGGAUCACGUUGCCCACAUUUAUCCUCGAGAAGAAGUCUAUGCUGGAGCGAAUUACAAACCAGCUGCAAUACCCAAACAUCCUGUUAGAUGCUCACGCAGAGAAGGACGAGUUACUGCGGUUUGUGAAAGUAGUCAAGUGGUACCUGUCGGCAUGGCAUAUUGCUCCGAAGGCAGUCAAGAAGCCGCUGAACCCAGUAUUGGGCGAGUACUUUACAGCCUAUUGGGACCUACCGAACAAACAACAGGCUUUCUAUAUAGCGGAGCAGACAAGCCAUCACCCUCCGAAGAGUCUCUAUUUUUAUAUGAUCCCGGAAUCUAAUAUUCGAGUGGAUGGCGCUACAAUCCCAAGAUCCAAAUUCCUAGGAAACUCCACGGCGGCAGUGAUGGAGGGUCUAUCUGUACUCCAAUUUUUGGAUAUUAUUGAUCCCCGGACUGGGAAGCCCGAAAAGUACACACUCACACAGCCGAACAUGUAUGCUCGAGGAAUUUUGUUUGGGAAGAUGCGGUUAGAGCUGGGUGACCACAUGUUAAUUAAGGGUCCUCGCUUCCACGUAGACAUAGAGUUCAAAACGAAGGGCUUCAUAUCCGGGACGUACGAUGCCAUAGAGGGUGUGGUCAAGGAUUACAACGAUAAAAGCUACUAUGAAAUUACAGGAAAAUGGAACGAUGUGAUGCACAUUCGGGAUUUGCGAGUCAAAGGCGCACCUGUUGAAGUUUUCUUUGAUGUUCAUAGUAGUGUGCCGCUGAAGCCAAAGGUGCGCCCUAUAGAAGAGCAGGGCGAGUACGAAUCCAGAAGACUGUGGAAGCCGGUAACAGACGCCCUGGCUAUCCGUGACCACAAGGUUGCGACCGACGAGAAAUUUAAAAUUGAAGAUUACCAGAGGACUUUAGCUAAGAGGAGAGCUGAGGAGGGGGUAGAAUUUCAUCCAAAACUAUUCCGCCCUGUAAAGCCUGGUUCAGACUUAGAGUUCUACAUCUACAAAAAUAUCCCUGAAGGUGAUGAUCCAGAGCAGCAGAUCAAGUCUAUCCUCGAAAUUGCGCCGAUAUUACCUGGUCAGGCGUUCACAGAAAAAUUUAGCAUACCUGCUUAUGAGAAGCAUGAGUUGCAAAAGCGAGAGAGCCUCUGA